Molecule: messenger RNA, 2789 nt
Organism: Purpureocillium takamizusanense
Lineage: Eukaryota; Fungi; Ascomycota; Sordariomycetes; Hypocreales; Ophiocordycipitaceae
Gene: VPS62
Product: Vacuolar protein sorting-associated protein 62
Exons: 1
Coding region: 583-2199 (538 amino acids)
Source: RefSeq, a predicted model, not a curated record
CUUCCCUCCUCUCACCGGACAUCAAACCGCUUCUCGACUUGCGCGUCUGGGCCGGACUCCUUUCUUUCCCUUCCCUCACCAACAACACCCGCCGGACCGCCCAUUUCCGCCACACCCCUCUCUCGUCUUCUCGACUUCCGCUCGCCGGUCGUUCUUAACCCAUCCCGUUCGUGAUGCGCAUAUAGCUGGCCUAUUCCCACUCCCGCCUCCGUCAGCGCUUCUCCGCCCGCCUACUGCAUACAAACGAUUGCGCUUGCGGCCCGGCUGGCUCGGCCAACUUCCUUCGUUUACUGCCGCAACACGAACGGCCCGUCGAGAACCCUGCCUUUGGCCUGCCCUCGUUUGGCAUCACCUUCUUCGCCUGCCGCCGCAUCGACCCUGGUGCAUCUCGUCGGCACUCUAUCAGCACUCACGCCCUCAACAUAGGAGACUUUCAGCGCCCCGCUGAUCUAUUCACCCAGCAGUGCUUUACCAUAUACAGGCCCACCAUCUCCUUGACGUUGUGCGCCGGGGCGCCCUCACCCUCGACGACACCCGACUCGCACCGCAUCGCAGGCCCCGGCCGCCUCGCCACCGCCGGCCAUGUAUUGGGUCCGACGCGGCACCAUCCUGGUGUCGCUUUUCCUCAUCAUCUCCUUCAUCGCCUGGUUCGUGCCUCGAGCCCUUGACCCCACGAGGGUGAGCCCCGAGCGAAGGGCACGCGACCGCCUCUGGGUCAACAGUAGUCCCUACUUCUGGGACCGCCAGCUAUGUCGUUGGGUGAGCAUCUGCGGCCUCAACCACCUGCGGCGAGAUCCUGCCGCCCUCUUCAGGCCCAAACCGUCCGUCGGCGGCGAUGAUGGCGAUGACGAGGACGCCGGCGACCUCGCGUUUGGAGAGCUUCGCCGUCGAGCGCUCGCCGCUGACUUCUCGCCUCGGUCGUGGGAGGAACCCGACGACCCGUCCGAAGACUCCACCGGUGCCUAUGUGCGGCAGCGUGCUGACACGAAGCGCAAUCAUACCGAGAGACGCAAGAUACUCAAGGACAUACCCGACUACGUCACCAAGUACGCGCCCCUGGUCCACCUAUACUCGGGCGAGCAGUUCUGGCCGUCCGAUAUUCGGGAACACAUUCAGCACAUGAACGUCUCCGUCAACGGCGAAAUGCUCAACUCUACCAAAAAGUGGACACUCAAUAACCUCAACAAACUCAACGAGCACCGUGGCUUUGUGGUGCUGCACAGCCUCGACGACGUCGAGACCCGGCCCGAGUGGCUCCACAGCCACUUCAAUCGUCCAGGCCCGUACCCCGACAACGGCGACGAGCACCCCAUCGUGGACGACGACGACAUGCCCAUGUACCGCAAAGAGCACACCAGCUGGUUUGACGUGGACAAGCAGCACCCCCUGCAUCGUAUUGCCGAUCCCCGGCCACGGACGCACCGCCGGCAACCCCGGUCCGAGCCGCCCCGCCUCGCGCGUCGCGGCCACAAGCCCGAUGCCGACGGCUACUCCAAGGCCCCCGCCGUUCUUGUCAUUGUUGACAAGGGCUCCGGUGUCGUCGACGCCUUUUGGUUCUUCUUUUACUCGUACAACCUCGGUCAGACGGUCCUCGGCCUCCGUUUCGGAAAUCACGUGGGCGAUUGGGAGCACUGCAUGAUCCGCUUUGAGAAUGGUGAGCCGCGGGGCAUCUUCUUCUCCGAACAUGAAGGAGGCCAAGCGUACGCGUGGGAUGCUAUCGAAAAACGCGGCGUCCGCCCCGUCAUUUAUUCGGCGGUCGGCUCGCAUGCCAUGUACCCGCUACCCGGCGAGCAUCCUUAUGUCUUACCGUUCCGCAUGCUCAAGGACGUGACGGAUAAGGGACCGAUCUGGGACCCCUCGCUCAACAACUACGCCUAUCACUACGAUUAUACCAAGGAAAAUCGCUGGGACACGCGCGAUCCUUGGGACGACAAGGUCAGCAGGGUGGGCAAGGUCGAUUCGCUCGUCCCCGCCGCGUCCAACCCCGACGCGCCCACAUCGUGGUUCCACUACCGUGGCCGCUGGGGCGACGAGGUCUACACCCUGGCCGACAUUCGGCAAUGGCGCCUCUUUGGCCAGUACCACUACGUCACGGGACCCUCGGGCCCCAAGUUCAAGCACCUGGAUCGUUCCAAGCUGUGCCAGAGCUACCGGUGCCGAAUCCUCUACAAGAUUGACCCCAAGAGGACCUGGUACUAGCGCGUGGGGCGAGGGCUGUGUGGCUCGGCUCCUUGCAUUGUUUUAGACCAAUACUUGCUGUUCUGACUGCGAUCAACUUUCACGCAUUACAAGAGAUAAAGAACGAGAUACCCCUUCAAGAGUGCGAGUAUCGGAGGAUUUUCUAUGGGUUUCAUUGUUUAGAAAGAGAGGCGGGGCGCGUGGGCUGCUUAGAGGAACAUUGAGAUUUUGGGAGUUGGAUGACACGCUGGACGGAAGGGGCGCAUUGUCUUUGUGUGUUAAACCUUGUUGCAAUCCGGAGAGAGGCGCAGUAUCGUCGUGGCGGCGCUUGGUCAGGUGAAUGUAUGGACCACUCCGUUACUCCAGGCGGGAGGAUGAGGAGCUGGGCUAGGCUAGGCUGGCAAGGCAGUCGAAAGUUGAACCGCCCUUGGAUUUGUUCUGGAUAUCGUUCCUGCACACGCAUUGGGUUACAUCCUCGCAAAAAUGUAUACCAGACCCCACGGAAUGCGAACCCAUAGAGGGAAGAGGGGAGAGCUGGAGUAGGGAUAUCUCGUCGCUUCUUGCAUGACGAUUACGAAGUGGGCGUUUGAAUAUACGGGCUGUGUUUUUUC